UCAAGUAUACAAUGACAGUAUAGUGCAAGUAGUAGUAUUGCAAUCGAAGGCAAUGGUAAGGAUUGCUAGCCUUGUGCAAGUACUCUAUUGAUAGCUGCCAGUUUCGAGAAUAAGUACAAGACCGCGCUUGCGAUCAUGAAUAUACAGGGUGGUGUGGAAGCACCUAGUCAUGUCUCAGACGAUAUUGCGAUCAGUGCGGACAUACUUACAUCCACACCAGCUCAAAUAUCAUCUUUUUCGGCACAUCAAUGUGAAAAGCGUGUAGCUAAAGACGGCUCUACUACAACUUCACAAACAGCAGAACAAGCUGACCCCGUGGAGUGCACGCAGCCUGCACAGGCUAGGGGUGUGAGACAAUUCUCAUUUGCGCAGAUCCAAAGGAAUAGGGAAGGGACACCCUCAAUGGAGGCUAGUGGUGGUUCUCACUCUAUAUCAAAAACAGAUACACAUAGUCACGUGGCAUAUACGAGCCUGGGGGGGACUGAUCAUGGAUCGAGCGACACAACUAGCACCAGCACCAGUAAGCAAGCCGUUGACGAGCAGUCGUCGAAAGUGACAAAGAAGAAGAAGAAGAAAAAAAAGAGGAAUUCAGAUACUUUAGAUAUAAUGGCGCUGAUGGGUGGUGGUCUAUCUAACAAGAAAUCAAAAUCAGCUGCGCUUGUCAUCAGCUCAAGUGAAGACGAUGAAAACACAACAUCCACCAAAAAACCAUUGUAUAAAAAACAUAAGAUACACAAGCAAUCUCCAAUUUUGGAGUCAUCACUAGCGUCCAAAAAGCGAAAGGUGGAUAUAGACCUGUCUUCAGAUGAUGAGAGGGACGAAGAUGCAGUAGAUAUGGAGCGUAAGAAAGCUGCAGAAAGGAGGCAACGAAAGGAACAAGAUAGGAUCAGUUCAAUGAAAGCUCUGACUGCGGCCUCGGCAGUGCCAAGCGCAACAUAUGCACCCACUCAGGACAAAGAUAUACAACGAAUAAACCUAAGAAGCAACAUUCUAAAACACCAGCUACAGUCUGUAGAGGAUAAUGACGACGAAUGCGAAGACGACAUCACAUUGCAUCUCAGAGAUGUGAACGGGAUCAUCACUGAAAUACUCACUCAGCGUGUGGACACAUUCGAGGGGACAUACGAAGUUUUUAAUGAGUACUACGCUCAACAGGGCCAGACACAGAUUGUAUUUUGGAGACUUCAACAUAUGGAGCCAGUGGAUCGGUUUCUCGUGCCGGGAGCUGGUGGCAACAUCAUAUACUCAUCAGAUACGCCACACAAACUCAAACUUGGUAGUGGGCCACAAUAUACAAUUGACUGGAGAGAGCACCCGAUUGACGUUGCAGACGCACUGCUCCGAACGAAA
Sphaeroforma arctica JP610 is the source of this 1350-nucleotide messenger RNA. RefSeq lists its product as hypothetical. The transcript has 6 exons. NCBI's taxonomy places the organism in Eukaryota, Ichthyosporea, Ichthyophonida. The record is from RefSeq and is a predicted model, not a curated record. The annotation marks the transcript as partial.